AGGCAAACUCAAGCUCGAUUAUUUGGCUUCGACUAGCCUUCGAGCUUGAGCUAGACUAGUUGGAACGGGUUCGAACACAUCAAAAUUCGGCACGACUCGUCCAGCCCAAAUUGCCCUGAGCAAUCAAUAAGAAGGCCCUUUCUUCCUCGUUAUUUCGCACGCGAUCCAAUUGAGCUGCUCGAGAGAUCUAGAGAGAGAGAGAGAUGGGUGCAGCGCAGGCGAUGAAGAGAAUACCCCGCAUCAAGUUCCCUCAGAGGCAUCCAAAACCCUCGGGUUCAACCCCGCAUCCUCAGGAUGCUUCCACUGCUGGCAAUGCUACAAACACUUUGUUCAUGAAGUCUGCCCCAUCUAACAUGACUGUGGGAGGAAAAGCUUCCAUGCAACCCAAAAGAACCCCAGUCUCGCAAGAAGAGAUUGAAGCUGUAUUGUUGGGGGGCUGUAUCUAAGUCUUACAUGGAGCUACAUUGGAUAACAGUUGGGCUUUCAUAUCCGAUUCCCUAUUCAGCAAUAUCAAAAUUUUAGAGAACUAUGGUAUUGUUUGGAUGUUAUGAGCAACUGAUCAACGAAUUGGGUUAAAUGAAAUGCAUUAAAGGAGACGAAACUGAAUUGAUGCACUGCAUUUGCUUUACGGGGUUACUUGUAUGGCUAGAAUGAUGCUUGUUGAACAGGGUUUUAUUAACAUAAAUUUGUGGGAUUUAUGUUCCCAA
This is a messenger RNA of Rhododendron vialii, 707 nucleotides long. RefSeq lists its product as uncharacterized. The transcript is spliced from 3 exons. The record is from RefSeq and is a predicted model, not a curated record. NCBI's taxonomy places the organism in Eukaryota, Viridiplantae, Streptophyta, Magnoliopsida, Ericales, Ericaceae. Bases 204 to 446 code for a protein of 80 amino acids.